Messenger RNA from Prunus armeniaca (apricot), 381 nucleotides. Lineage: Eukaryota; Viridiplantae; Streptophyta; Magnoliopsida; Rosales; Rosaceae. The record is from the annotation of a GenBank genome assembly.
AUGUUUGGUGCUCAGUUGCUUCAUAAAGGUCUUGUAUGGAGGCUUGGAAAAGAAGAUAAGGAUACAAAGAAACUUAGAGGUUUGCUUCCGGAGAAGUGGGUUCAGAAAGUUAUUGGUUGCCCAGCUGAUUUUGGGGGUCUUUUGGAAGACUGCCAGAUUUGGCAACCUACUUCUAAUGGGAUUUUUUCUAUUAAGUCUACUUACAAUAUGAUGUUUAAGAGAGCUGAUUGGUCGAUCCAUUGGUGGAAAGAAAAAAUCUUGACUAAUGAGCAACGGGCUCGUAGGCAUCUAGUUUCUGAUCCUACUUGCAACAUCUGUGAUUGCCCUACUGAAUCUACUUUGCAUAUAAUGUGUGAUUGCCCAAGAGCUAAAAGAGUGUGA